AUGAAUAGCGAAAAGUAUACUUCUGAGUACAAUAAUAUGGACAGAAAUUAUACUGAAACACGAAGGAAAGACGCAUACGAUAAUUAUAACUCUGGUAUGUGUCCUACCCCCAUUGGAAAUUUUCCUGAAGAUAUGUUUCUACACGGCCCAUUAAAAGGAAUAUCUGAUUAUAAUAAUUCUAACUAUGCAAAUUAUAGUAAUCCGAAUAUAUCAGAAAAUUUUACUUAUAAUCCUAAUUCCUAUAUCCAAUAUAAUGAUCUCUUCAAAAAAAAUAAUACAGGAGAAUCUAUGAAAAUUCGAUCUCGUCCAAACAAAGAAAAAUUGUAUUAUGUAAGAAGUGAAAAUGAAAUUGAACAUGAUGAACCCAUUUGUCUAAGAAAUAACAUAUUCGAAAUAAAUAACAGCUUAUGUAAGGCAUAUCAAAAAAAUGAUUUUAUGAAAAUAAAUCCAAACAUAAAAAGAGUGUUAAAAAAAAAAUCUAAUGUAAAUGAGAAAUAUAAUAAAAUUAAGAAAGACAUAUUGCUUACAGGUGAUCUAUAUUUAAAAAGCUUCAAUAAGUAUUAUCCAUGCAAUUGCUUAAAUGUUUACAAAGAAAUAUAUAAAAAUACAAAAUAUGAUAUUUCUGAUUUAAAGCAAGUACACACUGAUUUGAUUUAUUUAAUAUUAAAAUAUUUAUAUUACGAAAGAAUAUUACCUGAAGCUAAUGAAAUUAAAAGAAAAAUCAACAAGUAUUUUCCUGAUUGUGCUGUUUUAAAUAAUAAUUUUAUAAAUAUAUGUAGAGAAGAUCCAUAUAAGAAAUUUGAAAUAUAUCGAUCCAAUGCUUAUGAAAAAGACUUAAAAAAAGGAAAAAUAAUUUAUAAAAAGCCACUUAACAAUGAAAAUAUUUGCAUAUAUUUAAGAGGCGAUAAUAAUCACAAAGGGGGAAGAUAUAUUUUAGCUGAAACACUAAAGCAUACAGGCCCAUAUAUUUUUAGAACUAUGAAAUUAGGAAGGAUAAUUCACAUACUACAAAAAUGUAUUGAUCUAAACAUUUUAUCAUAUUUCAACAAUAAUAUAAUACCAAUAUUUACAUCAAUGUCUAUUUCAAAAACAUAUAUUUCAAAAAUGCACGUAAACCAAACCCCGGCAUUAAAAAAUCACAAAGAACAAUCAAUAAAUUUAAUCAAAAAUAGAAUAAGGUCUUUAUUAUAUAGUUAUUCAGAGGAUAAAUCCAAAACAAAAGGGUUUUCUCUCAGUAGGCUUCCAUUAAUAUAUAAAAAUGUUUAUAAGGAAAAUAUAAAUAUAGAUCAAAUAGGAUAUUCAAAAUUAACGGAAUUUAUAAAUAAUGAAAUGAGCGAUAUUUGCUUUAUUUCAACACAACAUAAAUUCCAAUGUAUAUUACUCCCAGUUAUGGAAGAUGAACAAAAACAUAGAGAUAAAAAUUCAAAGUUAAAAAAAGAGAUUGAAAUAAAAAGAUCGCUAGAGUAUAUAAAAAAUUAUCAAUGGGAAAGGUGUAUUUCCUUUUUGCAUACCUUAGAUCGCUUAAAAAAUACACAUCCCAAUUUUGAGCUUGAAUAUAGCAUGACUAAUAAUACUACUCUCGAUGAAUUAAUGAAUGAUCCUUUUUUUUGUGAUUAUAAAAAUAAUGAUCAAAAUUCUAUUAAUGAAGACAAUACACCGCCAUUGUUAUUGCCUCUUGAUGUAUUUAAUUUGCCAUCGUCUUAUGACAUGUACAAUUCAUAUUUCAAAUCGAAUUCGUACUAUAGUAAGGAUGAAACUGAUGAUACAUCGGCUAUUCAAUUUUUAGAUACCUCGCAAAAUAAAUUUGAUAUCAUAUGUGAUUUUCAAAAAUAUGAAAAUACAAGCAUAUCUAUUGAAGAGCCAAUAAAUAUAAAUAACAUGCAUAUACACUCCCCAUCAUCUUACGAUGUUUUCAAUUCUUUAUUUAAUGAUAAUACAGAGAAUCCCUUAAUUGAUAGGAGGUGUCAAAUUAAAGGAUUCAGCUAUUAA
Molecule: messenger RNA, 1989 nt
Organism: Plasmodium vinckei vinckei
Lineage: Eukaryota; Apicomplexa; Aconoidasida; Haemosporida; Plasmodiidae
Product: conserved Plasmodium protein, unknown function
Exons: 4
Coding region: 1-1989 (662 amino acids)
Source: RefSeq, a predicted model, not a curated record